AUGGUCGUCAAGGGCCAAGAAAAAUCCCAACUUGUCAGGCACCUGAAAGAAGUCUUCAACAUACUAAGAAUAUACCGCAUGCGGCUUAACCUGAAGAAGUGCGCGUUCAGUGUUUCGUCAAUGCAAUUCUUGGGGCAAAUAGUGAACAAGCGAGGCAUCAAGCCUAACCUAUCGAAGGUGGAGGCGCUGCGGAAUAUGCUUGAUCCAAGAACACCUAGAGAUGUGCAGGAAGUGGUCAAUACGUACCAUGCCCCAGCCUUUCACCACCUCGGCGAAAGCCCUUUUUCCUUGACUUAUGGAACUGAAAACGUCAUCCCCACAGAAAUUAAACUACCCACAUUCAGGACAUUAGUGGUAGAGAGCAAUGAUAAUGAGCAACAACUAGCUCACAACCUUGACGUGCUUGAAGAACAGUGA
Molecule: messenger RNA, 417 nt
Organism: Prunus armeniaca (apricot)
Lineage: Eukaryota; Viridiplantae; Streptophyta; Magnoliopsida; Rosales; Rosaceae
Source: the annotation of a GenBank genome assembly